Colletotrichum navitas is the source of this 416-nucleotide messenger RNA. RefSeq lists its product as uncharacterized. Bases 47 to 301 code for a protein of 84 amino acids. The record is from RefSeq and is a predicted model, not a curated record. NCBI's taxonomy places the organism in Eukaryota, Fungi, Ascomycota, Sordariomycetes, Glomerellales, Glomerellaceae. The transcript has a single exon.
CAAGAACCAUCAACCUUAUUGCCGAACACUUCUCCCGUCUUCGGGCAUGACAACCCAACGCAGGACUCUAUCCCGGCCCAAUAUUGCAAAUUUCCCCGCACCCUCCCACAUACCGGACCACAUCCACGUCGUUUCUGCUAGUCGACGUGCGAUCAAUUCCCGACCAAACACUCAACCAUCCCUGUUCGACUUUGUUUCCCCACGAUUUCCCCGCGAUAGUACCGCCGAAAAACCGCCAGCAUGGUCCCCCGCACCGUUGGGAUGCGACGUACUGCAUGGGUUCCCCGUAGCCUACAACUGACUAGCUUUACCCAAGUGGCCGGCGUUGCGCCCUCAAUGAUCUCAUUUUAUUGCCCUUUCGCAGUGGAUGACGGGUUCCGGCGGUGGGCCGCUGUCGUGUUCGUGGUCAUGGGAAC